AUGAAUUAGUAAAAUUAAGGUCCUUCAUUUUUAAAGUUGAAUAUUAAAGAAAAGGCCAAUAAUAAAGAUACCGCAGAUUAAAUUCAAGAAAUUUAGUAAAUUAAAAUUAUCAAAUAAUACCCUCAUAAUUAUUAAUAGAAUAAUGAUAAUAUUAAGUAUUUACAAUAGGCAACAUCACAACUAUAUUAUGCAAUGUUUUAAAUAAAGGAUAAAAGUAAUUUGUAAAUGAUACCAUUUGCUUAAGAGAAAUUCGAUGAAUAGAAUUGGCUUUAUAAGGCUAUUAUGAAUAUCAUUAAAGAAAAAUAAUAAUUCCUUGAUGAACUUAAAGAUGAGGAAAAAAACAAAUAUAAAUAGGCAAUCAGUUGGACCGAAAAAAUUUUGGACUAAUAAGCAGCGUUUGACGAAUUCUAUUUAUAAAUCUUAGAAGUUUAUAAAUAAAUUAAAAGACCAUAGAAUAACAACUUAUUAGUUUUACAGCAAAACUAAAACAAAGAUUGUAAUAAGUUUUUAUACCCAUUUUGCUUUAUUCAAAAUUUAAAUUUAGAAUAAAACUUAUAACAAUCAAUUUAAGAAUUAGAUGAUAGAGGCAUAAUUAAUUAAAGUUCAAUUCAAUCUGAAAAUUUUUAAAAGAAAAAUUUGUUUCUUAGUGUUGCAUCUGACAUUCAAUAAAUAGAUAUCAACUUUUGGACAUUUUAUUUGAAAGACUAUAAAGAAACCAACAAAUUAAUCAUUUUAAAUCCUAUUACAAGUGUCGAAUAGUUAAAUAAUAAUAUAAGCAAUUCAGGGGAAGUGAAGCAAAAUAAUACAAGCUAAGAAAAAUUAAAAAAUAAUACAAGAAAUGAAAUUAUUGUUCCAAUCAUAUAUAAGGAUCCAGUUUCAGACAACCAAAUGAAAAUAAUUUAUAAUUCAAUCCUUGAUUCAUAGAUUAAGAAUUUCAAACCCGAUUGCAUUUAUUUAGAAUUUUAAAUAUCAAAUGAUUUCAAAUUAGAUUUCCCUGCUCUAGAAUAUCUUAUUAGAAAACUAUAAAGGAAUGCAAGAUUAACUAUUCAUUUUAGAAUUAGCUUAGACAAAAACGUUUCAGAAUAAGAUCUAUCACUUUAUUUAAAUGCAAUAAUUAUGGGACUGUAAGGAUUCAGACAUCCAGAGAGAAAAUUUAUAAAUGAUAAUGACUAUAAAGGGUUGGUAGAUUGGACAUCUAAAAUGACGAAAUUGAAAGAUUACUAAAAUAAAAAUACCAAAUAAUCAUUCCAAACUACAUUACAAUAAAUUUAAACUUGCCUUCAAAAUACAUAAGAAAAAAAUUUUGGAAUUAUAUAAGGAAAGGAUGAAUUUAAAUGGUUAUAGAAAGAUAAUUGUAAUAUUAAUUCUUAGCAUUUGGUUUUUGAAAAAAAUAUUGUGGUUUAUGAUAAAACAUAAAAUAAAAUUUGGUAUAGUAGUUAUUCACCUAACCUCAUGAACGAUAAUUCUGAAGGUGUUCCUUUAAAACUUUAAUUCUAAGUGAUCGGAGAUGAUGAUCAUGAAAAUCCUAUAGAACCCAGUAUAAUAGAGCUAAAAAAUCAUUUGAUUAUUGCCUAUGGGCACACUCAAAAUGAUAAACAUUUUUCGGAUAAAAUAUGGAGAUGCGAUUUACAAAAUAAAGACUAUAGACCUAUUGAAAUGAAUCGUAAUGAGGAAUACUAAUAAUUUAGACAUACUUACUAUUAAAAAUUUAAAGAUUCAAAUGAGAUUGUAAAUAAAAUUAAAUGGAGAAGGGCUCCAUAAAUUUGUAAGAACAAUUUGUUUUAAGAUAACGAAAACUUUUUAUCUUUCCUACUCAUAGGAGGGGAAACUCUAGUGUAAGAAAAGGAUGGGUAAUCCAAUCCUAAUCUAAUAAUGAAUAUAAUAGAAGUUGUGAUUUUGAAUCUGCAAGAUAAUAAAUUUUGCUCUUUCAUCUUGAAUAAAUAAUCAUAAGGUAAAUUUUCUUCUUUAAAACCUUGGCCAUAUUAAACUGUUCUUGAAGGAAAAUUAAAUAAUGCAUGUUUUUAUUUGAUUUUAAAUGGAAAUUAAAAUAUGAGGAAAAAUUAUUACUCUUUUCCAAAAAACCCACAAUAUCUUAAGUAAGUAUAGCUCAUAGUUUAAUCAGAAAGUUCAUUCUAACUUUUCUUCCCAUAUAUAAAAUUUACAGAAGAUUUGAUAAUCUAAAUAGACGAACUAAUUGAUGAUUGUAAAGUUUAAUAUUUUGAUGAAGAGUCAAGUGGGGAAAAUUGUUUUGUGUGGAAACUUUUAAUCACUAGAUAUGUUUUCAAUGAAUUUUCAUUACCAAACCAUCCCUUAUUUAAGAAAUUUGAAGAAAAAUUGAAAAAGAUGUAGUAAUAGAGUAUUCAGCAUUGUUUGGUGUGCUUUUAAGUAUCUGUUAAACUGAAAUUAUAAGUUUCAGAAUAAAAUCCUUAAAAUUACUAAGACUCUAUUGUAGAAAUAGAAUAUGAGAAAAUCGAAGUUUUGCAGUAAAAUAAUAAUAACAAUUGA
Messenger RNA from Paramecium tetraurelia, 2505 nucleotides. RefSeq lists its product as uncharacterized. NCBI's taxonomy places the organism in Eukaryota, Ciliophora, Oligohymenophorea, Peniculida, Parameciidae. The record is from RefSeq and is a predicted model, not a curated record. The transcript has 3 exons.